AUGUCUAGGUUCAAUGUUGUGUUUUAUAUUAAAGGGUGUUUUGUAAAAGACCAAGACAUUAGGUAUGAGGGUGGGUAUGUACUUGGAUUCAGCAACCAACACACAGAUUAUUGGUCAUUUUUUGAAGCCUGUGACUUAGUGAAAACCAUAAAGCCUGAUUUUGAUGAUACAAAGGUUAAGAUGUGGUGGAAACCCGAGAAUGGAAAUUUUGAUGUAGAUUUACUAGCAUUUAGAGAUGAUGCAGAUGUUGUUGAAUUAUCAGCCAUAGUGUUUGAUAAGAAAUGUAACGUUGAGAUAUACUGUGAGCCAAAACCUGAGGGUGGGGUGAGUUCCUUUAUGGAUAUGAUUAAGUGGAAGGGAAAUGGUGUACUGGAUGAUGAAUCAAGUGAUGAGUCAGUUAGGGAUGUCCAUUUUGAUGAUAGUGAGGAGGAAAUGAUGAAGGAUUUUGAAGAGGAGAUGAUUGGUGUAGAUGCUGAGCCUACAAAACAAAAUGUGCCUUGUGGGUCAAGUAGGCAAUGUGCGAAGGUUUUUGUAACAGAAGAAUUGGGUAAGCAACAUGUCAUUGAAGACGAAUACAUGACUGAUGAGUUGGACAGUGGAGCUGAAGAUGAUAGUUCUGAUGAGAGGCCUUGUGUUAUAAGGUUCAAUGAAGAAGAUAAGUUGGGCAAAGAAUAUGUGUUCAAAGUAGGAAUGGAGUUUCGUUCCUUGAGACAAUUUAAGGAUACAAUACUUGAGCAUAAUGUGUUAAAUGGUAGGGACAUCAAGUUUGAGAAAAAUGACUCAAAUAGAUGUAGAGUGGUUUGCAAGGAUAAUAAAAAAUGUAACUACAAAAUUUUGUGUAGUAGAGUGUUAUCUACUGCAACUUUUAGGAUUAAAACACUCUUUGAUAAACACAAGUGUGGAAGACAAUUUUUUAACAAAAGUGCUAAGGCUGAAUGGGUUGCUAAGGUUAUUGUUGAUGGGCUUAAGAACAUUAGUAAGAUGAAACUAAAUGAGGUAGUGGCAGAUAUUAGAUCAAGGUAUUCCACAGAAAUUCCAGGAUGCAGGGCCUUUAAGGCUAGACAAAUUGCUAGACAAAUAGUUGAGGGUGAUUCAAGUAAGCAAUUUAGCAUGUUGUGGUCUUAUGGUGCUGAAUUGAAGAGGGCUUCAGCAAGCAAUACUUUCAAAAUCAACACAGCUGCUCUAGCUCCAGGUUUGAGACCAAGAUUUGAAAGGUGUUAUCUUUGCUUUGAUGGGACCAAGAAAGCUUUGACAAAAACAUGUAGGCCCUUUAUUGGCUUGGAUGGAUGCCAUUUGAAACAUAGGUAUGGUGGAAUUAUGUUGAUUGCUGUGGGAAGAGAUCCUAAUGAUCAGUAUCUUCCAGUUGCUUUUGCUGUAGUUGAGAGUGAGACAAAAGACACAUGGAGUUGGUUUAUGAAGUUACUAAUAGAGGACAUUGGAGAUGGCAGAUGGUGUUUCAUAUCUGAUCAACAAAAGGGCCUGGUGCAAGUAUUUGAAGAAGAGUACCCAUCUUAUGAACACAAAUUCUGUUUGAGACACCUAUAUGCAAACUUCAAAAAAAGGUUUGGAGGAGGUACAUUGUUCAGAGAUUUGAUGAUGGCAGCUGCUAAGGCUACCUAUUUUGAGGCACAUGAAGCAAAGAUGCUAAUGAUCAAGGAGGCAAAAUUGGAAGCUUAUGAAUGGUUAGAGGCAAUUCCCAAGAACAAAUGGUGUAAGCAUGCUUUCCCCUUUUUCUCAAAAUGUGAUGUCUUGAUGAACAAUUUAGUGAGUCUUUUAAUGCCAUCAUAUUACUUCAAAGGGACAAGCCAAUAAUUACAAUGCUAGAGUGGAUUAGGAAUUAUAUGAUGGGUAGGUUUGCAACCCUUAGAGAAAAAGUGGAAGGAUAUAAGGAACAAAUAAUGUCCAAACCAUUGAAAAGGCU
This is a messenger RNA of Vicia villosa (hairy vetch), 1921 nucleotides long. RefSeq lists its product as uncharacterized. NCBI's taxonomy places the organism in Eukaryota, Viridiplantae, Streptophyta, Magnoliopsida, Fabales, Fabaceae. The transcript has 2 exons. Bases 1 to 1812 code for a protein of 603 amino acids. The record is from RefSeq and is a predicted model, not a curated record.